Molecule: messenger RNA, 1840 nt
Organism: Spodoptera exigua (beet armyworm)
Lineage: Eukaryota; Metazoa; Arthropoda; Insecta; Lepidoptera; Noctuidae
Source: the annotation of a GenBank genome assembly
CUUGACAUUGUCAAACUUCAAACAAAACAUGUUGAAAUCAAAUCAUUGUUUGCAAACAUUUUGAGCAUUUCGUACUUCGUAGGAUCAUCGAUCGAGUGCUGUCAUUAGCAGCAAGUCAUACGAGCGAAUACUUUUUUUAGAGCUUUCUUUGUAAUUGAAGUUAUAUGAAUAAUAAUACGUUAUAGUUUUAUUAUUUUAACAAGAAGAUCACAACAUACAAAGUAUAUUUCGCCUCCCUACUCAGUCGCGUGAUCAUCUCAAGUUCAAGGUUAAAAUUGGAUCCUAAAUAAAUAUACCACCAAAUACAAAGAUGGUCUAUCUGAAUGCAGACCAAUCUACAUACAACCAAACAAGUUUAUAUGACCGUGUCAAGAAAUUGUUAGUGUCAUAUGAAUGGAGUGAUUGCACCUUCUCUGUGGCAGGGCAGAAAUUCAAAGCACACAAAUUGAUUCUGGGCAUCAGUAGUCCUGUUUUUGAAGCUAUGUUUUAUGGUCCCCUAUCUUCUGAUGAUGAUAUCCAGAUAACAGACAUUCAUCCUGACAUUUUUCAAUUAAUUCUCAACUACAUUUACACUGAUAAAGUUGAAAUCAGCAGUAUUGAGCAUGCUUUUGAAUUAUUAUAUGCCUCAAGAAAAUAUCUACUGGAGCACCUGACGGAGCUGUGUAUUGCUCAUAUCAAAGAUAAUAUAAGUGUUGACAAUGUAGUUGAGAUUUUAAAUUACCCAGACUAUUUACAAGACAAGCAACUUAUAUCAUAUUCUCUCAAACUGUUUUGUCAACAUGCUGGUUACAUAUUGCAGGAGAAAAAGGACUCUAUAACUUAUUCUUGUCUGAAGGCAUUUCUUGAGUGUGACCGUAUGAAUAUAUCAGAAAAAGAUCUCAUCAAACAUGUGUUUGAAUGGACUAUACAUUGCUGUGAACAAAAUAACAUCCUGGAUAUGUUUGAAAACAGACGUGAAGUGCUUAAGAAACAUGGUUUAUUCAAAUUACUAAGAUUUCUGUCACUGAAACCAACAGAACUUGAAGAAAUUGUAGCUAAUGUAAAUAAUCUAUUACUUCCACAUGAAUAUGAGUCUAUAAAAGAAGUUCUCAAAAGUGCUAACAUUAAUGAAAAUGAUGUCAUUGAUUCAAUUGGCUUGAUUAGUAUUCCAAGAAAUUCAUUAAAUCUGGAAUGGCACUUUUGUUUUCGGAGCCCUAUAAGAUCAGUAGCACCAAUAAUUAUCGACUCAAAUAAUUUUGCCAUUCAUUGUCGGAUAAAAGCUAACAAAUCUGUAUUUAUAAAUUCACUUUGUAUACCAACAAGAAUGACACCACCUGUUCUUUUCCGCAGUAAUAAUGCUAAAAUAUACUCAGAGCAGUUGGGUGUUUCUAUUAUGUGUGAGUCAAAUAAUAAAGAUAACAUACGCGACAACUUUAAAAAAACUGUUGAAUAUGAUUCAUUGGUUGACAUACAAUUCACAGAACCUUACUUCAUAAAAAAAGAUGAAUGGUACAAAAUAAGUUUUGUUUGGCUUUUAAAUAGACAUAAUCCAAAUUCAUAUGUUGUAGAAUUUAGAGACAGGCAUUAUGCUGGACAGAAAGUGACUUUUGAAUUUGAUGAUGUUCCAUUUAGUGCUGCAAAUGGUGGUAGUUUCCUUGGUGGUUUAAAAUAUUGUUUGUAACUGUGCCAUGUCUCACUUUGUAUUUAAUUUACUUUAUAAAUACUGAAAAAUCUUAAUAGUUUCUAAGUAUUUAUUGUGUAUGGUGACAUUGUUUAAUGUAAGGUACAAUGAUGUAUUUAACAUAAAUGUAUUUCGAUUAACGGUCCAUGAGGCGUAACUAAUAAAAAAAUAUGAAAUGAA